Molecule: messenger RNA, 3280 nt
Organism: Diabrotica virgifera virgifera (western corn rootworm)
Lineage: Eukaryota; Metazoa; Arthropoda; Insecta; Coleoptera; Chrysomelidae
Product: oxysterol-binding protein-related protein 3-like
Exons: 12
Coding region: 288-3098 (936 amino acids)
Cellular component (GO): intracellular membrane-bounded organelle; plasma membrane; cytosol
Molecular function (GO): cholesterol binding
Source: RefSeq, a predicted model, not a curated record
GACAUUUGUCAAAUAAAAACAAAAAUCAACUAAUAAUUUGGUACGAGAAAUAAUGUUAUAAUCAACAGAAUCAGUCAGUAAAUUACAGUGACCGUGUAAUAGGUAAAGUGAAAUGAAUUGUAACUAAUAUAAAAUGCAAAGUGCCGGUUAAUUAAACUAGUUAUACCUUUUAAAAACAUAAACUUAUAGUGAGUUACUUUCAAAUGUAUGGGACUGUGUAAAAUUUAAGGAUAUUCCAGUGAUUACCGUCAAUUUACAAUUAACCAAUAGCUCCAAUAUUCCAUACGAUGGCUAGUGCUGUUGACAACAAAAAGAGUCCUCAACUGAAUAAAAUCAAGCUUAAAGUAGUAAACAGCACUGUCACAGCCAGCGAUUCAGACGCCAGUGUGGAGACGAAUAGUUUAAGUGCGGAAAGUGCAACGGAACAAAAUCAGCCCCACCAGAACGAGAAGAAGAAGAAGAAGAACCGAAGAGGGUCCGAAUGGGAGAUUAUGGAGGGGCUGAAAGAUGGUCAGCGCUUCGAGAACAGACCUAAUACGUUUAACGGCUAUCUGCAUAAGAAGAGGAAAUGGCCUCUGAAAGGAUGGCAUAAGCGCUACUUCAUGAUAGAAAAAGGUAUCCUAGUAUACGGCAAAGGCCCUAACGAAAUCAACAAAGGCAAGAUCCACGGAACCCUCGACAUAGGCCUAUCUGUGAUUUCCACCAAACAGAAACGGAGACGUAUAGAUAUAGACGCCGAAGAGUUCAUUUACCACUUAAAAACGAAAAGCGACGAAACUUUUACGGCUUGGGUGCAACAACUUACGGCCCAUAGACUUUUUAGGCAGCAUAUUCUCACUUAUGGUACGAGUGUUGGUGCUUUAUUCAAAGCAGUCGAUGGACUUAAUAAUAUUUCCAGAACCCCAGAAAUUUUGAGCCGAGACGGAAGCCUAACCAGAGGACUGAAACCCCCGAAUGGAGGGGGCCGAUUAACCGUAGUUUUACAAGAAUCCCUCAAUAACCUCGAUCAGGCGCAACGAGACGCUAGUAUCGUAGAACAGAACAUUUCGAAGUUGGGUAGACUAUUGCAGCACAUUGAAAGUAGCAAUCCAAUAGUAGUUGAGAGUACAGCUGAAGCCAUUUCGCCUAAUGUUAAGAAAGAUAGGAGAAAGUUCGGUCUAAAAAAGAAGAAAUCGUCUUCAUCUAAAGGAGGCAGUGUAGAUUUAACCAUACAGUUAAGCGGUGGAAAAAGUAUUAUUGGUACCGAUAACUUGGACAAUAUAUCUCCAUUAUCGGCCAAUUCAUUUUCUGCAUUAUCGUCAUCAGCCCCUACUAAUAGUAACCUAACCACCUUGCCAAUUCCUGCUAAUACUGUUGUGACAGCUCCUACACCCGACAGUUUGAGCAACGUAGAUGUCAUCUCUCUGUCGGCUGAAAAUCAAAUGAGGGAAGAUUUUAUUACUCUUUCCAAGCAAGUGAUAGCUAGUUUGAAAACGUUAACCUUUGGCCUAAGUACGGAAAGAGAGCGAAUAAAGUCAGCGUUGGACUCAGAACUGCAAGUACCACCAAGCGUUACAAAUCAGAAUAUAGUUACUUUGAAAAACAGUCUGAACCAGGUGCUACAACAGAAUACGGACCUUAGAAGUAGGCUAACCAGAAUACACGAGGCCUCCGACCUGACUGAUCUUUCCUGUGUAGAAAAUCUUCUAGAAACCCAACAGAACCACCGUAACUACACGGCCUCGUUGAGCUACAGCUCCUCCUGCGUAAGCGCGACGGAGUUCUUUGACGCCGAAGAGCUACCUCCGGACCACAAGCCGUCCAAGUAUCCUCAUGGCGAGGAGGAGUCCGAGGUGAGAACCAGAUCGGAGACCAGCUCGGAAGGCGGAUCUCUGAGCAGCGAAGGAGAGGGAAGUAUUAGUUCCGAAGAAUCUGAGCUGGGUGUAGAGUUAGAUACCGAGAACUGUAUUGAUGUUAGAGAAUCUCAAGGCCUGACAGGACGCCGUACCAACCUACCCGUACCGCGCCCCCCGACAGAAGGCCUAUCUUUGUGGAAUCUUCUGAGCCGCAACAUCGGCAAAGACCUGUCACAGAUCAGCAUGCCCGUAGCGUUAAACGAGCCUCUCAACGUGUUGCAGAGGCUCUGCGAAGAGUUGGAGUAUUCAGAACUGCUCGAUAGAGCCGCGAGUAUCGACGAUCCGUACGAAAGGAUGGUAGAAAUAGCUGCUUUCGCCGUAUCUAGUUACGCUAGCACGUUGAGUCGAGCUGGGAAUAAGCCCUUCAAUCCUUUACUUGGUGAAACAUACGAAUGCACCCGAGAAGACAAAGGAUUUCGUUUCAUUUCCGAGCAAGUGUCGCACCAUCCACCAGUCAGUGCUUGCUACGCAGAAAGUCCCAGCUUUACGUUUUGGCAAGAUGCUCGUGUCAAGACCAAAUUUUGGGGAAAGAGCAUGGAAUUCCAACCUCUAGGCAACGUGAACGUGCUGCUUCCAAAAACCGGCGACCUCUACACUUGGAACAAGGUAACAACGUGCGUCCACAACUUAUUCAGCGGACAGAGGUGGGUAGAUCAAUAUGGCGAACUUAGGAUAACUAAUGGAAGGAUAACUUGCAAGUUAACGUUUUCAAAAGCCAGUUAUUGGUCUGCAAAAAGACACGAGAUUGUUGGAGCGGUUUAUGAUGAAUCUGGUCAAACAGUUCGAAAACUUUUCGGAAAAUGGUCAGAGUCUUUGUAUUGUGGUGUAGCUCCAUCUGCCAGGUGUAUUUGGCGUGCUGGUACUUUACCGCCCAAUCAAGAACAUUACUACGGCUUUACUCGCUUUGCAAUUGAGUUAAAUGAACUAGGACCCGAUUCUAAUUUUCUACCACCCACUGAUACGAGGUUUAGACCAGAUCAGAGAGCGCUUGAAGAAGGUGAUCUUAGUACUGCCGAAACGGUUAAGCUACAAUUGGAAAGUUUACAAAGGGAGAGGAGGAAAAGAAGAGAAGAAUUAGGCGUCGUCUACGAACCCAAAUGGUUCUCGCCGUCCCAGGACGACACCUGGCAGUACAACGGCAAGUACUGGGACACGCGGAAGAACCCAGGCUUCGCGAACCUUCAGUUCGAAUCGCUUUGGUGACCUGUGACCUGUUUUUUUAGUUGAUGUUAGGACUGAUUUUAAUAAUUUGGUGAUCGGUUACACGUAACGAUUUUAUUCCUAAAUGUGCUACUAGGAUUAAGUGUUUAGGAGCCAUUUUACUAUUAGUUAAUUCUAAUUUAUGAACAAUCGGUACUCAGUAGGUAAAUAGAGAGCUUUAUAGA